Nicrophorus vespilloides is the source of this 3648-nucleotide messenger RNA. Its product is annotated as transcription elongation regulator 1. The record is from RefSeq and is a predicted model, not a curated record. Gene Ontology annotation, molecular function: transcription coregulator activity; RNA polymerase binding. Bases 144 to 3494 code for a protein of 1116 amino acids. Lineage: Eukaryota; Metazoa; Arthropoda; Insecta; Coleoptera; Silphidae. The transcript has 12 exons. Gene Ontology annotation, cellular component: nucleus.
ACCAUUGUAAACUAGCCAUUUUGUUUUUGUAAUGAUGUUUUGAGGCUUUAUAUAUAUAUUGUGAACAAUCGUGAAAUAACACAGUAAUCCAGUAAUCGACAAGGCGGCAAGGGACAAGGAUUUGUGUGCUUCACUUCAAAAAAAUGACGGAACCAGAGACUAUGGAAUACGAGCCUAGUGAAGAGGCUCCUGCAACUUCGGCUACCGAGGAAUAUGAAGAAGAGGGAGGCUUUGAGAAUGAUAUAGAUAUGGAUGAAGUUGAAAAUGUUCCUCGAGGAGGACGUGGACGAGGAGCUUUCCGUGCUAGGGGUAGAGGUUGGAGUGGGCCAGGACCUAGAGGAGAAGGACCACCAAGAUUCAGAGGCAGAGGAUAUGGACCUGGAGGGCCACCAAACUUCAGAGGACGUGGAGGACCACCUCCAUUAUUUGGAAGAGGUGGACCCAGGGCUGGCAACUUUAAUGGCCCACCAAACUUCAAUAAUGGACCCAACUGGGGUCCACCAGGUCAAAUGGGUGGCCCCCCAAACCACAUAGGUGGACCAAAUGGACCUUUUGGUCCUCCUGGUUUAUUAGGAGGUCCACCAAACAUUGCUGGUGUACCACCACCACUGAUGGGUGGUCAGUUUACACCUAAUGUUGGCCCACCUACAAUGGGUUUGGACAUGAAUAAUGAAAUUUGGGUUGAAACAAAAUCAGCUGAAGGAAAAGCCUAUUACUACAAUGCAAGGACACGAGAAACAACUUGGACUAAACCAGAAGGACCAAAUGUUAAGGUAAUUUUGCAGGAUCAAGUGGAGGCGAUGGCACAAGCAGCAACCACAGGUCAAAUGGCUCCAGGAACAACAACUGCUGCUCAAGCAGCCUUAGCCCAAGCCAACAUAACAAAUAAAGCUGAAGGUGAGGAUGAAAAUUCAUCUGAGAAACCUCAAAAUGGCAUGUCUGGAAUGAUGCAAGGCCCACCACCUGGUAUACCACGAUUCCCGGGACCUGGAGGUCAGUUUUCGACACCACCUUUUGGAAUGCCACCACCUGGAUUUCAGAAUAAUUGGCCACCUACCACUCCUACAUGGAAUACUGGACCACCAGGUGCUGCGCCAUGGGGAAUGCCACCUGGAAUUGCUGGGAUGCCAGGAUUACCCAAUUUAUCAGCUGUCGACGAGGCAGCAGUUCUUGCUAAGGUAGAUCCUGAAAUUGUAGCUAAAGCCGGAGAAUGGUCCGAGCACAAGUCACCGGAUGGACGUUUUUACUAUUACAACGCCAAGAAGGGGGAAUCCGUUUGGGAGAAACCGCAGGAAUUAAAGGAUUUAGAAACCGCCAAACUUGCUGCUGCUCAAGGUAUAUCUACUAGACCAGCAGAAGAUGUACAAAUGGAGGAACAAUCAGGUAAGCAAGAGCAAAUGAACGGCGAACCACUGGAUCCUAUAAAAGAAGAGGAAGAGAAGCGCAAGAAGCUAGAGGAAGAUGCCAAGCGCAAGAAGGAGGAAGAAGAAAAAGCCAAGGAAAUGAAAGCACAAGAUAAAUCUCGACCGAUUUCAAGUACUCCGGUUCCUGGAACUCCAUGGUGCGUGGUGUGGACUGGAGAUGGUCGAGUGUUCUUUUACAAUCCUUCUUCUCGUACAUCAGUUUGGGAGAGGCCUGAGGACCUACUUAAUCGUUCCGAUGUAGACAAAAUGGUCGCGAAUCCACCAGAUGCCGUGGGAACUCAACCAAAAGACACAGCAAAACCAACAUCAACGAAGAGAACGGGAUCAGACGAUAGCGAAAGCGAAGAGGAUGUUCCUAACAAGAAGCAAAAAACAGAAGAAACUACAGCGGAACCAGAAUUAGAAGAGAUUCCAGAAACCAAUGUCGGUGCAGCGACUACACCAGCGACACCCCAGACCAAUAAGAAAAUUGAUAUGGGUAAAGCUAUGGAAGCUGAGGUAAGAGCUUCGAAGGAACGCGCAUUAAUUCCGCUGGAAACGCGUAUCAAAUCAUUCAAGGAAAUGCUCGCUGAAAAAGACGUGUCAGCUUUUAGGACGUGGGAGAAGGAGCUACACAAGAUCGUUUUCGAUCAUCGUUACCUCUUGCUUACGUCGAAAGAGCGAAAGCAAGUGUUCGAGAAGUACGUGAAGGAACGAGCAGAGGAUGAACGUAGGGAGAAGCGCAACAAAUUGCGAGAGCGUAAAGAUGCCUUCCGCAAAUUGCUGAGCGAAUCCCAUUUGCACGGAAAGUCUUCUUUCAGCGAAUUCGCACAGAAGUAUGCUAAGGACGAGCGGUUCAAGGGGGUUGAAAAAAUGCGCGAACGGGAAAGUCUGUUCAAUGAGUAUCUUAUUGACGUUAGGAGACGUGAAAAGGAAGAGAAAUCCCAACGACGAGAACAGGUAAAGAAAGAUUUCAUCGCGAUGUUGCGUGAGCAUUCGGACAUUGAUAGACACACGAGGUGGUCAGAUAUCAAGAAGAAGUUCGAUGGCGAUUCCCGGUACAAGGCGGUGGACUCCAGCGGACAACGCGAGGAUUGGUUCAGGGAAUAUUGUAAGAUACUGAAGGAUGAGAAGAAGCGUGCCAAGGAGCGCGAUCGUGAACACAAGAAGGAUAGGACCGAUCGUGAAAAGCAUAAGAAGAAGGAUAAGGACAAGGAAUCAGAGAGGAAGGAGCGCAAGAAGAGCGAGAGCAACAAGUCCGAUCGCGAGAAGGAGGAUGGUGAAGCGGAGGAGGUGGAGCCAGAAAAGGAGCCGGAAGAUCAGGAUGAAGGCAAGAACUCUGAUGUUGAGAAGGCUCAGGAGAUUAAAGAUAAAGAGAGGCAAGCGAGGGCAGAGGCUAGUAUGCGAGAAAGGGAGAAGGAGGUUCAACGCACUUUGGCUACUCACAUGAGGGAUAGGGAUAAGGAACGUGAACAGCAUAAACGUGAUGAAUCUAUACAACAUUUUAACGCUUUGUUAGCGGAUUUGGUUCGAAACGCAGAAUUGGGAUGGAAGGAGGUCAAGCGAAUCCUUCGUAAGGAUCACCGUUGGGAUCUGGCCGAUUCCUUGCCGAAAGAAGAGAAAGAGACUUUCUUCAACAUUCACAUUGAGAGCAUUUUGAGAAAGAAGAGGGAAAAGUUCCGCGAGUUGCUUGACGAGACGUCUGAUGUAAAUUUGACCAGCACUUGGAAGGAAAUCAAGAAGGUUAUCAAAGAGGAUCCUCGAUAUACGAAAUUUGCGUCAAGCGAAAGGUGUGAGAAGGAAUUUAAGGAUUAUCUCAAGGACAAGUUGGUUGCUGCUAAAGGACAUUUCAAGGAAUUACUGCAGGAAUCAAAAUUGAUCACUCACAAAUCUCUUCAGACCGUAAGAGAGAACCAAAGUCACAUGAACGAGAUCGAAGAGAUCUUGAAGAACGAUAAGCGAUACUUAGUCCUGGACUUUAUACCGCAGGAGAGGACUCAAUUGAUUCUCAAUUAUUUGGAGGAGCUGGACAGGAGGGGACCUCCCCCUCCGCCCACAGCAAGUGAACCUAGUCGACGGUCAGUGAAAUAGUUUCAUGCGCAUUUAAAUUUAAGUCAGUUAGAUAUAAUUAUAUAUAUAUACAUACAUAAAGAAAAGGAAAAAAUAAUUUAAUAAUUAUAAUCGACUGCCAAUAUUCACAUAUGUUAAAUAGAUUGGUUUCUGUAGAUAACACUAUGUAGUACAA